GCUGCGUCUCCGAGCAUGGAGCGGAGGAGUGAGAGCCCCUGCCUGCGGGACAGCCCCGACAGAGGCAGCGGCAGCCCCGAUGUCAAGGGCCCCCCCCCCGGGAAGGUGGCCAGGCUGGAGCAGAACGGCAGCCCCAUGGGCACCCGCGGGAGGCCCAACGGCGCCGUCAGCAAGCCCGUGGGAGGUUUGAUGAUUCCAGUCUUUUGUGUGGUGGAGCAGUCGGACACCUCUCUUGAAUACGAUAAUCGAGAAGAGCAUGCUGAGUUCGUUCUGGUUCGCAAAGAUGUGCUCUUUAGCCAGCUGGUGGAGACAGCGCUCCUGGCUCUGGGGUAUUCCCACAGCUCUGCAGCUCAGGCACAAGGAAUAAUCAAGCUCGGGAGGUGGAAUCCCCUCCCUCUCAGUUAUGUGACUGAUGCACCAGAUGCGACAGUAGCUGACAUGCUACAAGAUGUCUAUCAUGUUGUGACACUGAAAAUCCAAUUACAAAGUUGUUCAAAGUUGGAAGACUUGCCAGCAGAGCAGUGGAACCACGCCACAGUUCGCAAUGCCUUAAAGGAACUGCUCAAAGAGAUGAAUCAGAGCACAUUAGCCAAAGAAUGCCCUCUCUCACAGAGUAUGAUUUCAUCCAUUGUAAAUAGUACAUACUAUGCCAAUGUUUCAGCAACCAAGUGCCAGGAGUUUGGGAGAUGGUACAAAAAGUACAAGAAGAUUAAAGUGGAAAGAGUGGAAAGAGAAAACCUUUCAGACUAUUGUGUUCUUGGUCAACGUCCCAUGCACUUACCAAAUAUCAACCAGCUGGCAACCUUGGGAAAAACUAAUGAACAGUCUCCUCAUGGCCAAAUUCACCACAGUACUCCAAUCCGAAACCAAGUGCCAACGAUGCAGACAAUGAUAAACCCUGGGCUCCUGUCUCCUCAGCUCAGUCCACAACUGGUGAGGCAGCAGAUAGCAAUGGCCCAUCUGAUAAACCAACAGAUUGCCGUCAGCCGGCUAUUGGCUCACCAGCACCCCCAAGCUAUCAACCAGCAGUUCUUGAAUCAUCCACCAAUUCCUAGAGCUGUCAAACCAGAGCCAUCAAAUUCAUCGGUGGAAGUCUCUCCAGAUAUUUACCAGCAAGUCAGAGAUGAGCUGAAGAGAGCCAGUGUGUCUCAAGCUGUCUUUGCAAGAGUAGCAUUCAACCGCACACAGGGCUUGUUGUCUGAGAUCCUGCGUAAGGAAGAAGACCCUAGGACAGCUUCCCAGUCCCUCCUGGUAAACUUGAGAGCGAUGCAGAAUUUCCUCAACUUGCCUGACUCGGAGCGUGAUCGUAUCUAUCAGGAUGAGAGAGAAAGAAGUAUGAACCCCAAUGUGAGCAUGGUGUCUUCAGCAGCCAGCAGCCCAAGCUCCUCCAGAACCCCCCAGGCCAAAACCUCGACACCAACAACAGACCUCCCCAUUAAGGCGGACGGCGCCAACGUCAACAUCACAGCUGCCAUUUAUGACGAGAUCCAACAGGAGAUGAAAAGGGCCAAGGUAUCUCAAGCUCUGUUUGCCAAAGUGGCUGCCAAUAAAAGUCAGGGCUGGCUGUGUGAGCUACUUCGCUGGAAAGAAAACCCAAGUCCAGAAAACCGCACCCUCUGGGAGAACCUCUGCACCAUUCGCCGCUUCUUGAACCUUCCUCAGCAUGAGAGAGAUGUGAUCUAUGAGGAGGAGUCCAGACAUCACCACAGCGAGCGUAUGCAGCAUGUUGUCCAGCUCACUCCUGAGCCUGUGCAGGUGCUGCACAGACAGCAGUCCCAGCCUGCUAAGGAGAAUUCCCCACCUAGAGAAGAGGCUCCUCCUCCACCCGCCGAGGACAGUUGUGCCAAAAAGCCAAGAUCCCGUACCAAGAUAUCCUUGGAAGCUCUAGGUAUCCUUCAAAGCUUUAUCCACGAUGUAGGUCUCUACCCUGAUCAGGAAGCCAUUCAUACCCUGUCUGCUCAGCUGGAUCUCCCCAAACACACCAUCAUCAAAUUCUUCCAGAACCAACGUUACCACGUAAAGCAUCACGGGAAGCUAAAAGAGCAUUUGGGAACAGUGGUUGACGUGGCAGAGUACAAGGAUGAGGAGCUGCUGACAGAGUCGGAGGAGAACGACAGCGAGGAGGGCUCUGAGGAAAUGUACAAAGUGGAGCCUGAGGAAGAGAACCCCGACAAAAACAAGGCAGCUCCAGUGGACAUCGACCAGAGAUAAUGUGAGAUAGGAAAGCAGAAAGCAAUACAUUGAUCCAAGGAUUUAUUUUUUUCUCUUUUUACUUUUUGUUUGUUUCUGUUGCGCAUGAUCCAUGUGCAAACUGAAUGAAUUCAGCAUUGCCCAAUCAGACAUCGCCUUGACACAGACACUUGAGUGUUACACUUCCUACAUGUGACUGAAGUAAUCAUUGUAAUCACAUAGGAUUAUGCCUUCAUUAAUCUUGCACUUAUGAAAGGGACAUCUAGCAAGUAAAUGGGAAGAAAAAGUCCUAUGAAAUCAAUGAAGGAAAAUUUACAACUUUGUGUGUAUAUAUAUAUAUUUACAUAAAAUAUAUAUAUAUUAAAAUUGCAUGGGACGGAACUUUACAGCCUGAAAGUAUAGACUGUGAAAUGAGUUCUUUAAAGAUGAGACUUGUUUAUGUAUUAAAACCACUUCACAAUGAGUUGCUUUGGCUUUUUGAUAAACUGCCGCCUGCUCUCAGGGUGUGGUGACUAUUUUUGAAUUCCUAUUUAUUUUCUAUGUUUAUCCCUGAUUUUUUUUUUUUUAUUGUAUGGCUUCCUAUCUGGCAACUUGAUGGAUAAUUUUUGAGGUAUGUAUUUAAAGAAGUAAAUCAACACUGCCAAAAAAAGAAUAGAGGAAAAAUGAGAGAAAAUGGAAAAACAAAUCAGGGCACCUUAGAAAGAAAAUUAGUAAGUUAAAGUACUUUAAACAAAAUGCACACUUAAAAGGAUACAGCAUGUUCCACUCUCCACAGUCCUUUCUGUAGUGAACAGAUGAAUUUUCAUGGGAGUAAGAAUAACUAAAACUGUAAUUCAGUGCAUAGAAGACUUGUCCGCUAAUGAGGUCUUUAUAGAAAGAGAAGAAAAAUAAUGUGUUGAGAUUUGAUGUAUGGAAUUCAUACUAUGAACCACAUUUUACUGUGGAUUUUAUUUACCUGUUCUCUGUUUCAGAUCUUAAAAUUUAUAAGCUUCCUUCUUGUUGUUGCUUUUUGUUUUUACUGAGGUGAAACACACACACACGCAAGUGUAAAGUUACACUGGGACACAGAAUACCAAAAUCCCAACAAUCCUGUCCAGGUAAAUUGCUGAGAGAUAAAGGGUUUGCAUUGGUGAUUGCCCACUCACCCUCUUCUCCAGCUUCCCCCGUGUUUCUGUUUUAGCUGGGCUUCCUCUGUGUCGCGCAUUUGUACCAGUGAAAUGAAGUGUUUUCAGCCACGGGUCUCCCAAGCUGCGGCCCACCUCCAGCGCAGAGCAGCCAAGGCAUGAGUGCUUUCCAGCCUCCCUGCUGCGGGGGCAUGAGGCCCUUCACACCCACUCACCCACUUGUCGAAGGGUUUUGCAGCGACCUAACUAGCAACUACGUUACAUAAAGCAGAACUAAUACUGACUGACUCUUCAAUGGUGUGAGCACUAAAGCUGCAAUCUACUAUAGUUCCCACUUGUUUUGAAGCAUCUUGUCGCAACAGACACCAAGUAGUAUUUACUUUUCACUUCUGUGCAAGGAUUUCUAAGAAGAGACCUCACCUUUGCUACUGUUGCAGCUGGAUUGAUUUCAGAUGCCUGUUCAAAUUGCAAUCAUAAGUGUACCAACAAGGUUUCUAGGUUGAUUUUUUUUCCUUCACAGGGGCUUUUCAUGUAACCUUGACAAAGACCUCAUGCAAUAUCACUUUGAAAGUUAUUUUCUGUUUACUACACCAGGCAAUGUAAUAUAACUGUUAAUACUAUUUAUAUAUUUGAAAGGUAUAAAAGGUAGGAGUUAAAAAU
Oxyura jamaicensis (ruddy duck) is the source of this 3974-nucleotide messenger RNA. It is a transcript of the gene SATB2, whose product is annotated as SATB homeobox 2. Gene Ontology annotation, biological process: regulation of transcription by RNA polymerase II; chromatin remodeling. Gene Ontology annotation, molecular function: DNA-binding transcription factor activity, RNA polymerase II-specific; RNA polymerase II cis-regulatory region sequence-specific DNA binding. Lineage: Eukaryota; Metazoa; Chordata; Aves; Anseriformes; Anatidae. The record is from RefSeq and is a predicted model, not a curated record.